UCUCCCAUCGAGUCUGCACGUUUACUAUUCACUUCGCUCACACACACAUACACACACACACGCACGCACUCACGUGCACACACACGCACACGCACUCACGUGCACACACACACACACACGCACUCACACACACAACUAGCCGAGGAUUGGGCGCUUUUGCUUGUGUGUAGUGAAGCAUGAAGUCGACAGCAGAGACGAACAUCGACGAAAGAACCGAUAGCUACCGCAUCGCUAUCGGAAACCCAACAAGCAUCGGCAACGUGGUGCAGGAGAGCGAGACUGACCUCUUGCCCCAGCACAACGGCGGUGUCAUGAACGGCGUGAACGGCAAUGCGCCCGAAGCCACCGGCGCGUCAUCGCCGACACCGGAUGACUUGGAGAACGGUCGUAAGGAAUCCGUCUCCAAGCCCGCCUUUGACAGCGAGACAGCCGCCGCGCAUCUCAAGACAACCAUGGGCGCCAGCGGCCAGGAGCUCUCCAUCGAUGACCUGUAUGCACUGGUUGAUCCCAAGAGCCCCGAGCUGCUGCAGUCCAUCGGCGGUGUGGACGCGCUGUGCCAGCACCUGAAAACCUCUAUGGACAAGGGCAUCAGCAGCGACGAUGUUGUGGAGCACAACCGUGAGCACUUUGGCGUGAACAAGCUCCCACCGGUCCAGUUUCGCUCCCUGCUACACCUCGUGUGGGAGGCGUUACAGGAUAAGACGCUCAUCAUGCUGUGCAUUGCUGCUACCAUCAGUCUUGUCAUUGGAAUGGUCACGGAGGGGCCCGAGCUUGGAUGGAAGGACGGCGUUGCCGUGUUUGUCGCCAUCAUCGUCGUCGUUGCCAUCACCAGCCUGAACGACUACCAGAAGGAGCGCCAGUUCCGCCGUCUCAACGAAAUCAAGAACGAUCACGAGGUGACGAUCAUUCGCAACGGAAAGAAGCUCCGCGUCUCCGUGUAUGAAGUUGUUGUUGGCGAUCUGGUCGUCGUGGACACGGGCGACGUCGUCCCAGCAGACGGCGUCUUUGUAUCUGGCGAGUCUGUUGUUGCGGACGAGUCAUCCGCCACCGGUGAGAGCGAGCACAAGAAGAAAGGCCACGCCCCCAACCGCGACCCUUUCUUCCUCUCCGGCACGCAGCUGACGGGCGGGUCUGGCGUGAUGCUUGUCAUCUGCGUUGGCGAGCACUCGUUCAAAGGCCGUAUCCUCAUGUCCCUGCGCACGCCAAACGAGGACACCCCGCUUCAGGUCAAGCUCUCAAAGCUCGCAAACUUCAUCGGUAACUUUGGUAUCAUCACCGCCCUCCUCAUCUUCUUCGCACAGCUGAUCAAGUACUUUGCAGUGGCGGGCUCUGACGUGAACGGAACCGACGCCGCCAACAACGCCGUCGACUUUCUCAUCAUUGCCAUCAGCAUCGUCGUUGUGGCUGUGCCGGAGGGGUUGCCGCUCGCUGUCACCAUCGCCCUCGCUUACUCCAUGAAGAACAUGAUGCGCGACAACAACCUCGUGCGUCACUUGGAUGCGUGCGAGACAAUGGGUGGCGCCACCACAAUCUGCAGCGACAAGACGGGAACACUCACGCAGAACAAGAUGACGGUGGUUGAAGGCGUGCUGCUGGACACCAUGUUCGACUCCAACGAGAAGGAAGAGUUGCCAAUCGACAACAAGACGGGCAAGUCUGACAAGAUGAACAACGACAUGCUGCGGCUGCUGUACAACAGCAUUGCUGUCAACAGCACCGCAUACGAGAGCAUCAACGAGGAAGGCGUCGUCACCUUUGUCGGAAGCAGGACCGAAUGUGCACUACUUGGUUUUCUCGGAACCCUUGGCCAGGACUACACCAAGAUCCGCGAGGCAACGGAGGUUGAGAAGGUGUAUUCGUUCUCCUCUGACAAGAAGCGCAUGUCCACGGUCGUGAGCUCCAGCGGUACCCCGGUCUCGGGCGAAGGAAAAAACAUCCAGCACGUUAAGGGCGCCGCAGAGGUCCUCCUCGAGAUGUCCACGCGAUACGUCGCAGCUGAUGGGAGCGUGAAAGAGAUGACUGCUGAUGCGCGCAAGCGGUUUGAGGACAAGUUGACGGUGAUGGGCGAGAAAGCGCUUCGCUCCAUCGGAAUGGCAUUCCGCUGCUCAGACAACGACCAGGACUGGACAGACACCGACAAGCCAGAACUCGUCCUCCUCGGCCUGGUUGGUAUCCAGGAUCCGCUGCGUCCGGAGGUGCGCGACGCCGUGCGCGCGUGUCAGAGCGCAGGCGUGACUGUGCGUAUGGUGACCGGUGACGCUGCUGCCAUUGCCCGCAACAUUGGCAAGAAUUGCGGCCUCUUUGACGAAUCUGAGGACCACAUCUGCAUGGAGGGCCCUGACUUCCGGAACAAGAGCGAGGAGGAGCUGAUUCCACUUCUGCCCCGUCUCCGCAUUCUUGCCCGCUCAUCGCCCCUCGACAAGCUCAAGCUGGUGACGCUGCUGCAGAAGCAGCGCGAUGUUGUUGCUGUGACUGGCGACGGCGUGAACGAUGGCCCUGCGCUGAAGAAGGCGGAUGUUGGCUUUGCCAUGGGUCUCUCUGGUACCGAGGCGGCCAAGGAGGCGUCUGCGAUUGUGCUGCUGGACGACAACUUCGCCUCCAUUGUCAACGCCAUCAAGUGGGGCCGCAAUGUGUUUGACAACAUUCGCAAGUUCCUGCAGUUCCAGCUGACGGUCAACUUUACUGCCAUCAUCGUCGUCCUUGUUGCUGUCCUGAGCGACCCGAAUGGCAACGCCGACAACUCCCCGCUCAAGCCUGUCCAGCUGCUGUGGAUCAACCUCAUCAUGGACUCGUUUGCAGCGCUCGCUUUGGCGACGGAGCCACCCACGGAGAAGCUGCUCACGUACAAGCCAUAUGACCGAAGCGAGCCCCUCCUCACCACAUACAUGAUCAGGCGCAUGAUCUUCCAAGUCGUCAUGCAGUCUGCGACGUUCCUGACGAUCCUGUACGCUGGCGAGGAUUGGUUUAACUCGCACAAGGACCCAGCCAAGAACGAGAAGGCCCAGUUUUCCGUGCGCCACUACACGAUCAUCUUCACCUCAUUUGUGCUGAGUCAGCUUGUGAACCAGCUUAACUGCCGCAAGCUUCGGGGCGAGCUCAACAUCCUGGCCGGCCUCACCCGCCACUGGAUCUUCUGCGGCGUGUGGGUGUUCUCCCUCAUCAUUCAGGUCCUCAUCACCGAGUUUGGCGGCACGGCCAUCGAGACGGAGCCGCUGAGUGCAAACCAGUGGGGCGCAUGCGUGCUCAUUGCUUUCCUGCCGCUGGCAUGGUCCACCAUGUUCAACCUCCUGCCAGACUCUAUCACGACCGACCCAUGGCCGUGGAUGGCACGUGUGUGCCGCCGCCGCCGCCACCGCGACCGCACCGACAGCGGCACUGCCGUUGAGGUUGAGGAAGGCGAGGACGAGGGUGAGCGCGGACGUCUGGUUGAGCCGCACCUCAUCACGCCGGUCAUCUUGGAGGAGGGCGAGGCAGGCAAGCUGUCGGAUAUGGAGAUGGAGAGCAUCGAAGGGCCGCGCGUGCCACUGCAGCAGCCAGAGCACGUGCGCGCUGGCGAGUCGCCAAGCCUGCGCGACCACAUUGGCCGGCGUAUCAGCACGGCUCGCGCAGAGAGCGAGGAGGCGCAUCCGCGCAACCGCUGGGAUAUGGCUGUCUGGCAGGUGCUGACUCAGCUCGACGUGGUUGACACCAUGCGUCGCCAUCACCGUUAAUGCGCGCGCAUGUGCUAUUCUGGCUUUCUCUCUUUGCUUGUCGACACUGAGAAUGGUUUUGUGCUUUGUUCUGUUUCGUAUGCGUGUGUGUGUGUGUGUGUGUGUGUGUGUGUGUGUGUGUGUGUGUGUGUGUGUGUGUGGAAAAUGACACUUGUGGGGAGGGGGAAGGGAAGAGGCGCGUGUUGUGUUCUCAUCAAUAACGUAACCUGCUGACCACAAGUAAACCAACCCAUUACAAUUGGAGCAAGCUGGA
Messenger RNA from Salpingoeca rosetta, 3963 nucleotides. RefSeq names its product plasma membrane calcium ATPase. Gene Ontology annotation, cellular component: membrane; intracellular membrane-bounded organelle. The transcript has 14 exons. The record is from RefSeq and is a predicted model, not a curated record. Gene Ontology annotation, molecular function: ATP binding; P-type calcium transporter activity; ATP hydrolysis activity. NCBI's taxonomy places the organism in Eukaryota, Choanoflagellata, Craspedida, Salpingoecidae. Gene Ontology annotation, biological process: calcium ion transmembrane transport; intracellular calcium ion homeostasis. The coding region runs from base 177 to 3710 and encodes 1177 amino acids.